UUGAAUUUUCAAUGUUCUUUUUCUCUAUAUAAAGCCCACCUUACCCAUCUUCAUUAUCUAAUCCCAGUAAUAGGAGAGUAGUAAUAUAAAAGUUCUUUAAGGCUAUUAUGGAGAUAAAAGUAUUGAAGCUGAGGAUGGCCUUUGCAUUUGUAGCAGUGUUUCUUCAUCUCUGCCCAUUGAUCAGCUGCCUACCUGAUCGGAGUCAAUUUCCUCAAGAUUUCCUCUUCGGAACUUCAACUUCAUCUUAUCAGAUUGAAGGGGCCUACUUGGAAGAUAACAAAAGUCUAAGUAAUUGGGAUGUUUUCACCCACACACCAGGAAAAAUCAAGGAUGGAAGCAAUGCAGAUGUUGCUGAUGACCAUUACCAUCGUUACAUGGAAGACAUUGAGUUGAUGCAUUCCCUUGGAGUGAAUUCCUACAGAUUUUCCAUUUCCUGGUCUAGAAUCCUCCCAAGAGGAAGAUUUGGUGAGAUUAAUAAGGCAGGAAUUGAAUUUUACAACAAACUCAUUGAUGCUCUCAUUCUCAAAGGGAUCCAACCAUUCGUUACACUAAACCAUUACGAUAUUCCUCAACAACUCGAAGACCGAUAUGGUGCAUGGUUAAGUUCUCAAAUUCAAGAAGAUUUUGGAUACUUCGCGGAAGUUUGUUUUAAGUCUUUUGGGGAUAGAGUAAAAUAUUGGACCACCUUCAAUGAACCAAACGUCUUGGUGAAAUCCGGUUACCUCACUGGCAAAUACCCUCCCUCCCGUUGUUCCAAACCGCAAGGCAAUUGCACAGCAGGUGAAUCUGCAAUAGAGCCAUACAUUGCAGCCCAUAAUGUCAUAUUGUCCCAUGCCACCGCGACUGAUAUUUACAAGAGAAAAUAUCAGGCUAAACAAGGAGGUUCUAUUGGGAUCGUGAUGUCCGCCUGCUGGUACGAACCGCUUAGAGAUAUUCCAGCAGAUCGUUCGGCAGCUCAGCGGGCCCUUGCUUUCGACAUUGCCUGGUUUUUGGAUCCUAUAAUUUAUGGAGAUUAUCCACCUGAAAUGCAUCAAAUAUUGGGGUUAAGAUUGCCGACAUUUUCAUCAACUGAUCGAAGAAAAUUACAAAAUAAAUUGGAUUUUAUCGGAAUUAAUCAUUAUUCAACUCUCUAUGCACAAGACUGCAUGUUUUUCCCAUGCAACUCGGGUGCAACUACAGGAGACACAUACGCAUUAAUCACUGGAGAGAAAGAUGGUCGACCAAUUGGAACACCGACUGCGAUGCCAACUUUUUACGUGGUACCGUGGGGUAUGGAAAAGACUGUAAUGUACUUCAAGGAAAGAUACAACAAUACGCCCAUGUACAUUACAGAAAAUGGGUACGCACAAGAUGGUGAAAAUGGUGUUUCCAAGAAAGAGCUGCUCAAUGACAUGGAGAGAGUAGAAUAUCUACGUAGCUAUGUGACUUCCCUAACUGCAUCCAUGAGGAAAGGAGCUGAUGUAAGAGGCUACUUCGUUUGGUCUCUAAUCGACAAUUUUGAAUGGUUGUAUGGGUAUACGCUACGGUUCGGCCUUUAUCAUGUGGAUUAUGAUACAUUGGAGAGGACUCCAAAACUUUCUGCGCGAUGGUUCAAACAAUUCCUCAAUGGCCAGAAGAUGCUAAAACACAUGGGUGGAGGUGAUUGGAGAUCAAAGCACAUGUCUUUCUAGUCUCCGUGCAGAUGUCUGCAGCGUAUAUAUGAUGUCUUAUUUAUGUUGUGUAAAAUAAUAGUGGUAUUGUUUUGAUUAAAUAGUACAUGAUAAUCCAUUAUAUUAUGUUGUAUUCAGUGAAUAAGUACAUGCUUUAUAUUGUAUUCAAUUGAUUCCCAUAUAGGCUGACAUGCCUUACAGGAUAUAAUAUAAAUUCUUUAGUCAUUUGAUUA
This is a messenger RNA of Magnolia sinica, 1882 nucleotides long. Its product is annotated as beta-glucosidase 18-like. The coding region runs from base 108 to 1670 and encodes 520 amino acids. The record is from RefSeq and is a predicted model, not a curated record. Gene Ontology annotation, biological process: carbohydrate metabolic process. Gene Ontology annotation, molecular function: beta-glucosidase activity. The transcript has 12 exons. NCBI's taxonomy places the organism in Eukaryota, Viridiplantae, Streptophyta, Magnoliopsida, Magnoliales, Magnoliaceae.